AUGCGAGUCGUAGGACCGGAGUCGCCGAAUUGGGUCAAGGUGUGCAUCAUCAAGAAUCGAGAAGCCUUGAAGGAAAUGCAAGCUGCGGUUGCUGCGGGGAAAGGGAAAGGAGCGACAGGAGUAUGGCUUAGAGAUUAGACUUUUUUUUGAGCAAAAAUACUAGAUUUACGAGGUCCUCUUCUAUUGAGCAUCUCCUUUUAAAAAGGAGUGUCUAUAAUUCUACAUCACCACAAUCUUCGUCUUUAAUUUCGUGUCUCUGGUGGUACCGCGGCGCCGACGACUAUGGUGCGGUCUCGAAGCGGCAUGCAUUUAUCCGUCAAAGACGUUCUUCCUAAACAGUUAUGAAGAAUGAGAAUGGAUUCUAAAGAUGAAGGACCUACUUUGUAGUAAGUACACGACUGCUAUAUCUGUUCUCUUUGUAGUUCUUGAAGUCACUCAGCUGGAGCUUUGCAAGUGGAUUCUACAAGAUACUUCUAUCGUCUACCCUGAUGGUAUCUGAUAUAUUUUUGCCGAAUAGAUUCGCAUCGUCAUAUCGUCCCUACUGGAGUUUAAAAACCCGUCUACAAAUACUCCGAGUAAAUACUCGCGAACUUGUUUACUCGGAGUAGUUGUAAUCAACUACUUUCUUUCCUACGAAGGAUCCAUGACCUAACCUAACUCCUAGGAAAGAAAGAUCGCUUCUCCCUUCAUACAAAGACGACGCCUCCAGAGACACAACGAGUAGCACAGCACCAUCGCAAGAGAAGGCAGAGGCGCUGGCUGGUGGGGAAUUGCUGCAGACCUCAGAUCCGGCUUUUCUUAACAUUAAGACUUAUAAAGAAACUCACCUUAGUCUUACUUUUACUAGCCAGCAUCUUAGGCCUCUUUCUCAAGGGAAAAUGGCCUCCAGGAAUAGUUUAAAAACUUGCGCGAGACUCACCGUGACGAACAAUCACGACGCCAUUAGGUCAGUCUGCACUGAUCUGCGUGCGAGAUUUAUUGUAUUGCGCUACUAUUCUAAGGUCAAGAUGGCUAUGGUGGAUGCCGUCUCGCACUACGAGAGUAUGUAAUCUCCUCCCUACACAUACUGUAUUGCGUUGUAUGCUCCGGAGGCUGGAUUUCUCCAGGCUCUAAUAACAAUCUUGACGCUGAUGAAGAAACCAGGAACAAAGCGGAAACGGGUUUCACAAGAAAGCAGGCGAGAAAGUUCGUUCAGAUGAUUAAGGCUGGAUGUUGUUGAAGGUGGUCAUUGGUUUUCUUUGGUUUUACUACAGUUUCAGGUUCUUGGCCACAUUGGGCUCACUUCUUACUUGUAUUCAAAAAGCGGCUUCUCGCGCCGUUAUUUCCAUUUCUUGUCCUCUACGUGUUCCUGGUAACACUUACAUACGCAUAGUUCUUGUACGCGAGGGUGCAUCUUUUCUAAAACCUUGGCAGAAGCAAAGCGUGUGCGCCUGGGCGAUAUCAUCCUGGAGAAGUACAUUGACAAUUUGGUUUCUGAUAGUAAGCUUCGACGAGUUUUGCAACUGCCGGAGGUUUUGGAAAGAAAAUUGUACUACGAUAUCGUGCGAACGACAUUGCAGAUUUUUGAGAUCGUGAUGCUUGGCUUAGACGGUGCGGAUGUCGUGGGGCAUCAGGUAUAAGCUUUUUUGGUAGUGGAAUUUCGGAGCAAGCAGGCUUGGGCAUUUAUAAGACAGGUAGCAUCAGCCGCAAAGGGCGGCGUGGAGGUGCGCUGGGAAUGAUGCGGCCCCGCGCACGAGACGAGGCUGCGCCUCGUGCCCGUGGGGGCAUGGUGGCUACUCGUGAGGAGAUGGGACCGGGGUAGGUCCCGGCGGGAAGGACGAGAGAAGCCGGGCCCAGCAGGAAGGCGGGCGCGGACCUACUCAAAAGGCGGCGCUGGUGCGCAUCGGGGAAGAGGCCAGGCUCGCCGUGGGGGUGGAUUGGCCUGAAGAGUUGGCCGCUGCGGCGUUUCGUUUCAACAGUCGCUCCGCGGCAUCGGUUGGGGCGUCAGCCUCCACGAGCUGCCACACCUUAGGCCGAAGCGUGACUUACGAAGUGACGGAGGCACACCCAAGCCCGGGCGUGCAGCUGCAAAGAAACGCCCGGGCUGGCUGGUGUGUUUUGGGCAGGCGAUCACGCUUGAGAAAAUGGCACACAGGCUUCGCCGAGAGCUUUUGCAAGUGUGCACUGUUGUGCCCCAAGGGAGACCCUCCAGACCGAUGAGGAGGGACGCGCGGAGAGGCUUCUGGAGGCGAUCGCACCACAAUGACACAGGGGGCGAGCUGGGCAGUGCAGUCACUUGCUUUGUUUUCCCCGUCCAGAAACUGCACAGCCCGGAGAGGAUCUAAGAAGGGCAGAAAACGCGGGAACUUCGCCGACCAGGAAAGAGGGCCCCACCUCAAGCAAGGAAGAAUCUGCCAAAGCUUCUCCAAAGGAGCAGCCAACCAGAGGGAGCUGUGGGUGACGCUCUCAGGGGGCCACCGCCUUGCCUUUGCUCGGGCGCGCGGCGGCGCGAGCUGCCGGGCCUUUCCCCAGGCGGGGGGCGCUGCGAAGUGGCAGCGUAUCUCCUCCACCAGCGUGAGAGACUGGCCUGAAACAUUUUGGGUGUCUCUUUCUUGAGCUGGCCGGAGGUGGGGGCGCUAAGGUAGGAGCUGGUGCUCGUCUUGGUCUGUCAGCGGCGCCGGUGGUGCCAGUUUGUUUCUGCUGGUGCUAGAUUUUGGACGCCAAGCGUGACUGCGCCGGCAUGAAUGUAGGGGAGCCGCGCUGCCGUGGUGUCUGCGGCCCAGAAACCUACCUGAGCACAGGAGCCAGACUAGCGUGACUGCCAACCGAGGGGCGCAUCACGCAGCGCGUCGCUCCUGGCUUUCUUAUCAUUUUACUUCGGCCGCUCGCUCGCUGCCUUGCUCGUUGCAAGCAAGCGCGCUCCGGCUGGGGUGGGUGGAAAGAGUUAUCUCACUGGUGGCGCGGCUCAGGGCUGGCUCCAGUCGUUGGCUAGGUUUUGCGUUUGGUAUUGUGGCUUGUCUUCUAACAUCUCAGCCUGGUGCUUUCGGUGUCUUUGGUGGUGUCUUUAUUUUUGGCGCCACCUGCUAUGUUCUCUCGCUUGUUGUUCUUUCUUUUGUCUAAAGAAAGGUCCAGCUUCUUGGUAAAAAAUGUUGCCUCUUCCCUCAGGUUGCCGUGAAAUUCAGACUCCAAGAAUAUGGGGAAGAUGAAAACACUACGAAACUCCUCCAACCUUGGACCAGUGUGAAUCAAAGUAGAGUGGAAAAAGUAAUCCGACAUCAUGUCGAACGCACGGAGUCUUAUGGCAGUCUCUUCAGUAUGAUAUUCAAAUUGUUUGUUAUUGUUUCUUACAUUCGUAGAGGGAGAGAGACUAUUUCCAAGUGAAGAAUGCUUGUUGCUCCACUUCCAACAUUGCAACUCUGUCUUCUAAUGUUAGCUGAAGAAGAUCCCUGUGGGACUUCCGGGUAGCGAGUUGGAGACCGAUUUCAUUGUGAAUAUUUCCCGAAUAGUGAUGCACUUAAUGACCGACCUUUUUUGCGAUUCGAGGAUCCAUAUCCGAUUGCUUGGCCACGAACUGAAAUGGGUGGCGGAACCCAUGCCAAGGGAGGAGCUGGAUAAGUUCUUGGCUGAAAGACCGGCAACGCCAAACAAGGAGUCCUUCAAUCCAAAGGCGGUCAAGCUUUUUGUUGGUACUACUGUUUUACUAGUUCGAUUUCGAUCGUUGUGUGUUUGUAUACUCUAGUCCUAUGUUGACCACGGGAUUCUUAUAUCACAGAAAUUGAAACAAGAGAAAGGAGAACUUCCGCAAGCAUAGUUUUAAGAAGAAGAACAACAUCAAGAGGAAGCAUACAGUUGUAAUAUAACCACCACUCAUCUCAGAGGAGCUCCUUUCUUGUGACGAUACCAAUAUCGUCUGGGUUCCGGACAGCGUAGAGGCCAAAGUCUAUGAGCACGUCCUCACGACCGUCAUGUGCAUCAUGGAAGAGGUCCUGAGCAGCAGUGAGAUUAGUAUCAUGGGACUGCGAUUCCGGUUCUCGCUGAUUUCGUUAAGGCUGAUUCCGGUCUCGCUCUUACCCCAAUCUCUCUUCAUGACCAUCCUGGAGAGUCUUUUCCUGGAGAGUCUUCUCCUGGAGAGUCUUUUCCUGAAGAGUCUUAUCAAGGAGAAACCAGGCUCAUCAGGAUGAACUUCAAAAUGGGAGAUUUUUAGGGUGAGCAGGUCUAAUUUUCGCCGUAUCUUCCUUGAAAGCGGCAGAGAUGACGAAGUAUGUGGCAGGUGUAGGAGAUGUGACUGGCGGAUCGGGGAGCUUUGUGACGAAUGGGAGUGCGAGUGGAAAAAAAAGUUAUGGAGGGGACAACCUAGUAUAGGUGUAGGUGAAAGCAUCACAACAUCAUAAGAUCAUAUAAGAUAUUGAUAUACUCGAUUAUGAUCGCAAGCUCCAAUUCCCAAAUGGUAGAAGCAACUAUUCCACUGGCCGCACCACUCCACCUGCUUCUUUACUAGGUGGAACGGCAGGAAGCACCGAUGGUGAUGCUGCGCAUUUUGCUUCUGAAGACGUUACCCCUAUUUUAUGGGUAGGCUAAAGGUGCUUUUGUUACCGUUUGUUAUGGCUCUCCUAAGGGGGACAGCCAUAACAAGCGGGAUAAACGAACACCUCCAAAAACCUACCUCUAACUAUUGUUUUUGGCUCAGAACCCUCGAUGCGGCAAAGAUUGGCCGACUUGUACUUAAGGGUUACCGAGUCGCAUCCUUCACUACCAUUCUUGACGUAUUUUCCAAUAGGAAAGAAGUCAAUGAUGAUCUGAAGAAUGUAAUUGCGCAACCCCUAAUGUACAGAGAAGCCAGCGUCUACGAGAAGCUACUCCAAGAACCUGGCGACUCUUUAGUGAUGCCCUAUAAAGCGACCCCGGAGGACCUCCAAGCAACAGCAGGAGGACCAGAACAAUCAGGUUCAUCGGGUGGAGGUUUGUCUGCAUCUGCAAGUAGUGCCGCUAGUUCUUUAGUACAACAGCCCAGUGCAUUUGUGAGGAGGAUCAGUGGGGCUAAUAGCUUAGCUCCUGACCACUCUAGUACAGCUGCACAGGAUCAUGUUUCAACUACGUCUUCCGCAACCUCAUCUACUGACACCGCAACAAGAGUCCUGCGGCGUACUCCUUCGGUGAGUAGUUUGGCGGACCAAACAAGAAGAGAGUUCCAGAAGUUGGCGGCACAAGAUCAAUUGUUAAGAAUAGAUUCAAAUCAUUUCUUUGUAGAUUAACUCCAUAGAGGUAUACAUAAUCUUCUAAUUAUACCAUACCUCCUCAUCCUCAACACCAUACAUUAAAUAUUAUCUCCUCAUCCUGAUCCUCAACACCAUACAUUAAAUAUUAUCUCCUCAUCUUCUAAGCCCCGCCCGCUUCCUCCAGGUGCGACGAAUGCUACCCAAUUUCCCGAUUGAAGUGCCUUUCAGGAUGAUAAAGGACGUGGAAAGGUACAAAGACUGGAUGCCUAUGUGCACCGGUGGCGAGAUAUUGGAGAGAGACCACGGCUUGGUGAAGAAAGUGCAAGUGGCGUUUGGGAUCGACACAAAGACUUUUUUGGGGGUACUAUUGAUAAUCCAUCUAUCUCAUAACAUCCUGGUAGAACAUCCUGUAUUCUCCCUUCAAAAGCUGAGUACUCAAAUGAAGCCUCUAGGACUCUCCACCUAGUAGAUAAUUACAGAGUAGUUUAUAGCACGCAUGGUGUAGGGAGUAGCAUGGAGGGCAUGGAGCGCAGACCUCUAAGGGACGCAAGAGGCGUCCCCUGCGAUCCAUGCCAUGCGAGCUGGCAAACCUCACGAAUUACUAGUGAGGGGCUUUACUAGAAUUUACUACAGCACUACGUAUGUAUCUACUCUUCAAUCACAGGAGCUUCGAGAUUGUUGCUUUAGCAUAACACUGCACAAAGAAUUCACAACCUAACAAGAUGAUCUUGAAACAAGAAGAUCUAACCUAACCUAGCACAAGAGAGCAAGGGCGAUAUCACACGAGCCCACAGCAGAUUGUUGUCGAGUACGUAGCACUUCAGAAAGAAUUCACAGCAUGAAUCUUGAAACAAGAAAAUGUAACCACCUAUAAACUGUAGGUCCUCGGCGACAACGUGACCUACGAAAUAAGCGUAGAAGAGCCGCAGCAAGUCAAAGGAGGCGUGUGGGAAGCACGGGUUGUAGCAGACACUGGCGCUAUUAAGGCUACCGCUGAAGCAUCCUCACCAUUAUCCUUGGCUCUUUUUCUACUUGAAAAGGAAGCCAAGGUGGAUGCUCUCAGGGAUGCGACCGCGGUAGCUCUAACACUAAGGGAUUCGCAUAUGGAGAGCGCCUAGUCUACGAUUGGGUCUUCAUCAUGCGGCCAAGCAAGCAGAAGGGAUCAUCUUCUGGAUCUGAUGGUGCUGGUGAGUCUUCUUUAGAUGGCGGCAGCUACGAUACUGAGGUUUCGUUGAAUCUUUUUCUUAAAGUGAAUUCGGUGUUGUACUUGCCAAUCUGGGACUCGUUGCAGAAGGUGUUGACCCAACAAAUGCUCCAAGCUUUCGAAAAACAUGCUUCGACUAUAAGCGGUGGUGGUGGUGAGAGUGGUGGUGGUUCUGGUGCUAAAGCAGACACAAAAGGAGGGGAUGGAGCUUCAUCAAAGGAGAAGUGAGGAAACAGUUGUUUGACCAUGCCAUUAUUAGGCAUUGAAUUACACUCCGUACAUUAGCUACAAGGCAUAGACAGAAAACAGUUCUUUAUAGUUUUACCCUUAGGAAAUAGUUUUACCCGAAAUGGAAAUACUUUGACUUACACAUCGUUGAAGCACAAGAGGUGGCAGUGGACUCGCCAGCGGUGUUACAGCCUUUUGCUACAAGGCUUUUCGAUCAGAAUUAGUUUUUCCAAGUCGGUCAUUCUGAUUCUUCG
This is a messenger RNA of Amoebophrya sp. A25, 6881 nucleotides long. The record is from the annotation of a GenBank genome assembly. Lineage: Eukaryota; Dinophyceae; Syndiniales; Amoebophryaceae.